CGUAAACGCCAAGCGCCGCGAUGAAGAACUUUGACUUUCGCUUGCUGUGUGUCGAGUGGAGCGUCGGAUGGCUUCCAUCCCUAUUAUUUCCUGGUGAAUAUGAUGGCUCACAUUUACCUCGCACUGUUCCACCGUGUGAUCUGAAUGAAGAAUUCCUCCCCGGUUGUGUUACUUUUGACGAAGGUGGCUGCUAUUGAAACUCUCCUGGGCUUCUAGAAGACGCCUUUCUGCGCCCGAUCAGCAAGGUUGCAGAAGGCUUAAGUCCCACGCGGUUUGCCACGCGCUGCAUGUGUAUAAGGGGUCAACAGGAAAAGGGAACCCAAGGACAGACAGAUGACUAAAUUGGAGUCGGAUGCAAUCUGUGGUUCUGUGUAGGCUUCGUGGAUACGCCUCCACUUCCCAAGGUUCAGC
Messenger RNA from Aspergillus eucalypticola CBS 122712, 411 nucleotides. RefSeq lists its product as uncharacterized. Bases 21 to 197 code for a protein of 58 amino acids. NCBI's taxonomy places the organism in Eukaryota, Fungi, Ascomycota, Eurotiomycetes, Eurotiales, Aspergillaceae. The record is from RefSeq and is a predicted model, not a curated record. The transcript has a single exon.